This is a messenger RNA of Clonostachys solani, 981 nucleotides long. The record is from the annotation of a GenBank genome assembly. Lineage: Eukaryota; Fungi; Ascomycota; Sordariomycetes; Hypocreales; Bionectriaceae.
AUGGAGCCAAAAACUCCCUUGACCUUUAACUCCCUUCCAACGGAACUGAGACUCAAGAUCUGGGCUGAAGCUAUCGAAAAUGUCGAUGGAAUAGCUGAGGCGCAUUUCUUUCGAAUCGGAGGAAGUCUGCGGGAACGAAAGGUAGCUGCAGCCCACCAGCAUGCUUUGACCAACAACGACGAGAACAUCGACAACAACAGAGACCUGUGCCCAGUUCAUCCUCCCUCCUGGGACCCAAGGGAAAUCAUGUGCAACUCAUGGGUGGCCAGCGAGAAUCCAUCUUGCUACAUCGCCAACGCGGGAUUGUGGAACACAUCGUUCGAAUCCCGAGAAGUGCUGGAGAAGCACUAUACCCGAACCGACCCCAGCUUCCAUCCCAGCCAACUCGACAACUUCCACCUGAUGGGGGAAUCUUCCUUUUCGAGUCUGCUCGUGAACUUCGUGAACGAUCUGCAUUGCUUCCAGGUCCACGGCAUGGAUGAGAACACGACCAUGGCCAUAACCGGCCGGAACAUGGUCCCACGCCACAUCGCGUUCGAAUACAAGGCAGAAUGGGGGCACCCUAGAUUCCUCGAAUCGAUCACCAGCUUUUUCCAGUCUCAGAGACACUACGUCGAUGCUGGGUACAGCCACCGAAACGCCCUCGAGGAAAUCUUCUCUGUGAUCAGCAAGGAUAAGUGGUCCAUGAGCCCAGGACAGCGUAUCUGGUUCAUCGACUACAACAUCAAGGCCACCCGGAAACUGAAGCCCGAGGACCUCGUUGGCAGCCAUAUCUUCCACGCGAACAACCGGAGGUUGGUCGAGGUCGGACGGUGCCAGUACCUGGUCUCGCGCUACCGAUACCCCUCGACCCGCGCCAGGGACGGAUUCGUCGAGUACUUUCGAGACGUCUUCCUCGACCAGCAGUUCACUGCUGAGAACCAGCUCCCAGCUCCGACAGCAGGAGUCUUGGCUUGCUUGUCUGAUUCCGAUUUUGUCUAG